AUGGGCACCAGCGAUAUAGCACAGAGGCCAACUAAGAGCUCGUCUAAUAUUGAUGUUAUAAAGAAGAAAUCAUGUCUGCCUCAAACACAUAUUCUCUUCCUGAAAACUCACAAGACGGGCAGCAGCACCAUCAUGAACAUCCUGUUCCGUUUUGGAGAAUCACACAAUCUGACCUUUGCCCUACCGACUUAUGACGCAGCACAGUUCUUUUAUCCUUUAUAUUUCAAUGCAGCUUUUGUGGAAGAUUAUAUAAGGAAGGCCAUUCAUCAUUUUGAUAUCAUGUGUCACCACAUGCGAUUCCAUUUGGGAGAGGUGGAGAAGGUGAUGCCGAAGGAUACUUUCUAUUUCACUAUAUUACGAAAUCCUGUGUCGCUAAUGGAAUCAUCUUUCACAUAUUUCAAGGCUAUAGACAUCUUCAUUAAUGCUAGUAGCCUGGAAGAAUAUAUAAUGAAUCCCUAUAAAUUCUAUAACAAAACAAGUAAAUACAGCAGUUAUGGCAGAAAUUUAAUGACCUUUGACCUUGGUUUUGACCACAAUGGACCAAAGUCAUCAAAGUACUUCCAACUAGCCCAGAAAACUGUAGAGAUAAUGUUUGACUUGGUCCUUAUAUCAGAGUACUUUGAUGAGUCACUAGUGCUUCUGAAAGAUGCCCUUUGCUGGACUUAUGAUGAUGUCCUGUCAUUUCCGUUAAACAUCAGAAGUAACUUCACCAGAAAUGUCCUCCCUGUGCGUGUUCAGGAGAAGAUCAAGAUUUGGAACCAGCUGGACUGGCAACUGUAUGUUUAUUUCAAUAAAACUUUUUGGGAAAAGGUGGAUGAAUUUGGACGAGAGCGGAUGCAACAAGAAGUAGAAGAACUUCAAAGGAGGAGGACUUUGCAAUCGAAGAUCUGCCUACAAGGUCAAGUGGAUCCAAACGAAAUAACAGAUGAGUCUCUGAAACCAUAUCAGGCCGGGAUAGCCAGAAUCCUGGGUUACAACCUGAAGCAAGGGCUAGGAGGGGCUGAGAGGUCACUGUGUAAAAGACUUGUCACCCCAGAGCUUCAAUACACCAAUUUGUUGCUGAACAAACACAAACAAAAAACUGGUAAAACUAAAAUAGUGAAAAAGAUUCUCAAACGCAAAGUUUCCAAAUUUGGCCACAAAUAA
Molecule: messenger RNA, 1146 nt
Organism: Nanorana parkeri
Lineage: Eukaryota; Metazoa; Chordata; Amphibia; Anura; Dicroglossidae
Product: galactose-3-O-sulfotransferase 2-like
Exons: 3
Coding region: 1-1146 (381 amino acids)
Biological process (GO): glycolipid biosynthetic process
Cellular component (GO): membrane
Molecular function (GO): galactosylceramide sulfotransferase activity
Source: RefSeq, a predicted model, not a curated record